Messenger RNA from Paramuricea clavata, 7327 nucleotides. The record is from the annotation of a GenBank genome assembly. Lineage: Eukaryota; Metazoa; Cnidaria; Anthozoa; Malacalcyonacea; Plexauridae.
UGAAAAGAACCAAAGGCCAAGUAAUCACGGAAAAAGAAGUCCUAGUUGGGACAGCGGUCAGCAUCCUAAGAAGCGAGUACGUCGUGAUAGCCAGCGUGAUAAGUUUGAACACAAGAAACGUAAAACCACAGCAGAAUUGAAUGCAGAAUGUGAAGCUGAUAUAAGGUGAGAUGAAAUAAUGUAUCAUAAUCUAAGACAAAAGGCAACAUCACUUGGCGAGUAGAAUGUCAACUUGUGCAAAGGAGGCUAUCAGAUUUAUUGAAGAGUUUUCUAGAGUGUAAAUUUUACGGAUGCUGCGAACAUGCACGUGAACCUAAUGUUUGCGUGUCUGAAAUGAAUCAGAUGUCAGGAUUUUUUUGGCCAUCUCGCAUGGUAAUUUCGAGUGUAUAUUUUAUACAUUUAUUUAGACCUAACCAGGAGAAGCUGCGAGAAAUACAACUACAGUAUAGGCCUUCUAUUAGGGAGCGGUCACUAGAUAGCUUAAGAUCUACGACGUCGACGUCAGCUAGGACGCCAGGGCUAAGCAGAGGACUGGGACUAGGACGUCAUCGUGAAUAAGUCGAUAGCUCAAGUGUCUACGACGUCGAAUAUUUAGGCCGGCAAGCGGAAGUAAAUUGGUAUAGUUUUUGAAGUGUGCAUGUGUCUCUCUCAAUUUGCUCGUCGUUCACCAAACGUCGACAACCUCACAACACAAGAGUUUUACCGUCGUGGAUACAAGAGCACAACAAACGGUAAUGGAUUCACACGUCUCUUUUAAAUUCAUUUUCAAAAGGAUGUGAAUAUUUAUAGUUUAAAUGUCUACGUCGUGAAUCUUAGGUGGAAGUUUAUUUAUUUAGGACGACGUCCUAGUCCUCUGCUUAGCCCUGACGUCCUAGCUGACGUCGACGUCGUAGAUCUUAAGCUAUCUAGUAUUUAUGGGGGGGGGGGUGACACCGAAGAGAAAAGGGUUGGGUAAACAAAAUUUUGAGUAAGUAAAAGGUUGGGUAAAUGAAAAACAAAACAACCCAAGGGUUGGGUAAUAAAAAAAUAUUGUUACUUCCAAAGCAUGACUCACUCAAAUAUUGGAGACUGAAAAGCAAUAUCAACAGUGAUAUGUCAAUACAAUAUGUGAAUCAAUCAGAGCAUUUCUAUAAACUGUGAUCAGAGUCGCUAUCUUGACCAUUUUCCGAUUUGUUGGGAGACAAAUGAUGUCUCCAAAGAAACUACAUGUGCAGACAGUAUGAAACUUUAGACUGCAGAAACGUUAUCAAACUCAUGUCACAGAAGUGAUAAAGGACAUGUGUGACAACUGACUGGUAUCCUUUUCUUCGGUAAGUUUUUUUGCCAGGGGUGGGUAUUUAUUUUUUAAUUGAUAUUCGAGGUUGGGUUAUCAAAUGUUUUGACUUUUUAAUGAUUGGGUCAGCAAAAUUUUUCCCACGAAAAACAUUUCUCUUCGGUGCCACACUGCCACCCCCACCAUGAAUCUCUUCGGUGCCACCCCCACCAGGAAUCGAAGUGGAGUAUAUACACAUGAACGUUCGGUUAGAGCUCGACUAGACUCUGUACAUGCAGUAUAUGUAGCUCAGUUGGUUAUAGAGCGCUGCACCUGAAAGGCAGUGCCGCCGGUUCGAUUCCUGCCUGGGGGCCUAUAUAAACCCAUUGCACUGACGUCACAAAUUCUUAAAGUGUCCUCCAGAUGCUCCCUAACAAUAUCUGUCCGGGUACAACAACCACAUACAGUGCAAAAAUUAACCAUUUUAAUACAAAAUUAUUAUAAAGUUUUACAAAAGUUGCUUUGUUUAUAGAAGUUAUAUUAUGCAUAGAUUGCUAAUUUGUCCUCCAGAUGCACCGGCGCUGUGACGUCAUGUGCAAUGGGUCUAUAGUUGCCGCAUUUCUUGUAGCUUGUCCUUGUUAGAUCUAAAUAAAUGCCGUGUAAACAAGAUUUUACAGUUUACAAUAUGACCACAUUCGAUAACUAGAUUAUUGAAGUAGCCUACUAGAAGAUAACUGCAGAUGUAAAAAGAGAUAACUACUUUGUAGUAAGAAACGAAAGCGGACUUCAAUGCUACCCUUCCAAAAACAAUUACUGAAGUGCAAUGUGCAAGAUAGUCAGAUAGUGAGUUGUCGGUACAAAAUAGCUACGGAGUUUUCUUGUGUUGCUAAUCUUUACCUCCUUUGGUGCUGUGUAGGAAAGUGGAACCAGAUGCACAUCUCCUUCAAGCAAAGACUUUGAAACGAGAAGCAGAUAAAUUGGUAUGUACAUACAUUGUACUUUAUGUACAUACAUUGUACUUGGCAACAUACGUAAAAUAUGCAUGGUACUCUUAACAACAAUUGGAUAAAUAAAUUAUAAUUAUACUUUCAAUUUUAACCAGACGGACAAAGAAGCUAAAAGUCGAACUUAUGUCGAAGCCAUUAUUCGUUUUAUCUGCUGUGGAAAGGCACUUGAGGUGAGAUGUACAUGACAAAUGGUUUCUGCGCGACAUGCUUGUAUUUUUACCAUUUUGCAGGUUGCCAAAACUAAAUUUACAGGUGUCCCCGCGCACAUUGCAAGCGAGGCAAAUGAACUGAGAAGGCGUCGGUGGAAAAUGUUCAGAAAUUAGGCCUUGGAACGUCAAUUAGGGUUAUAGGAAUCCACGUAGUCGUAGGCCUUGAGUUUUUUAGAAAAGACACCUAUUAACUACGGGAGAAAAUGAUGCAAAUCUGACAACAGCGAGUAUAUGCAAACGGAUACUGGGAAAUUUCUAAUAUGCCAUUGCGCACAGGACCUUCUUCUAUCCUCAUGAGUGUUUAUAGGGAUUGGCCUUUUUAUAUUGCUAUCCAGUACAAAUGAAGGUAGUUAGGUAGUUGUAAAAUCAGGAUAUAAUUAAAAACAAACAAGCAUAUAUACUUAUGUAAACGUUUACGUUUCUUGUAUAUCCGCAGUCCGCACAUCUACAUGUCUUGCGCUCCUCCCCUUCAACAAUGGUCGGGGUUUUUUAAACUUCCUUGUUUCAAUUUGACCGAAUUUAUUUGUAUCCAUAGGAUAGAGAAGAUGGUGAACUUCGUGCUGGUCAGAUGUAUUCUGAGACAACUGAACUGCUAAGGUUAGUAAGUUCUUAUAAUUUUGUAAGCUAUGAGAGAUCUUUCAUUUGUCUACAGCACUGGAGUUACCAACAGAAAUGAAUAUCUUUUACAUUCAUCUCGUGCUUGCGACUUUCCUCUUCCAUUGAAGAGUCAUUUCAUCCAAUCACAGUGCUCGACAGUUUAUUUUAAUUAGAUGCGAGCUUGUGAGUUGGUUUUUGCGAUGAGAGGAAAAAGAGGCCAGUACACAGUAAAAAUUGCACAUAAAUUCCUUCAAUAGCAAUUAUGUAUAAAUCAAUGUACAGUAGUACAGUAGAUUAGGAAAACAAGCGAAGUCUCAGUUACCCGCGUAAUUAUCAAUUAUCAGAUGUGGUGGGAGGUCGAGGGACAAUAUACAUGAAAAAUACAGUUUGAGUUAAUGGCAAUGGCACUGCAAUAAGCAUGCAAUCUUUGAAUGCUUUUAUAUUAUCUCAACUUCGUGUUUUAAAUAUUUGACUCUAAUCUUCUAGAUUUAUCCUGAAACACGUUCUGGGUAAGACAGAGGACAAACGACUCUUAAUAUUGUGGUGAGUAUACUACUUUAUGUGUUGAUCUGGUACUGUACUUUUAAUGUGUAUGAUGUUUCCUUUGACUUGAAGUAUUCUUGUGUUGUAAUUUAUCUCGUGUUUUUCGCCAUAGCUUGCGAGUUCAAUCCUUACUACUGCACAAAUUGUAUCGGAUGAAAGGCAAACAAGCUGUUAGAAAUACACAGGUAACGUUUUUUAUUUAUGCUAUUUUUGUAAUGUAUUUGUGCUGUUUUCUUAUUUUCUAUUUUGUGUCGGCCUGUUGUUUGUUUGUUUGUUUGUUUGUUUGUUUGUUUGCUUGUUUGCUUGUUUGCUUGGUUGCUUGCUUGCUUGUUUGUUUGCUUGCUUGCUUGCUUGCUUGCUUGCUUGCUUGCUUGCUUGCUUGCUCGCUUGCUUGCUUGCUUGCUUGCUUGCUUGCUUGCUUGCUUGCUUUGCCUGUCUGUCCACAAUUCUCAAACGUUUUAUUUUUUGUUUUCAGACUUUAGCUGAACAUUUUAAGGUAAAGGAAGUUUUGCUCAUUCGAUUUUCUGCUAUUUAUCGACUCCUGUCCCACUGCAUGUUGCCAAAAAUUGAAGCUGUGGCUUGUUUGUUAUUUGUGAUGUCUCAUAUUUAAUAUUUAAUGUUUGUAGUUUUAUAUCGGUGUCUCAAAGAUAUUUCAUUGAACGUUACUGAUGCAAAAUAAUUUUUUCUCACUAUUCAGGCAACACACAAGAAUAGCAUGACGUCUCCUUACACAAGUAGUAGUACCACUAGUAACAAGUAAGUCAAUUCAUUAUUUAUAACUUGUAUUUAACAGUUAUUCUACGAACUCGAGUCGAAUAUGAGACUUUGCUUUUCGGAUAUUUUCAAUAUUUUUUCUAUUUUGUUUAUGAAAUCUUCGCUCUUUCGGCCGAUUAUUUUUUCAAAAAUAUAUAUUUUUAACCAUUUUCAAUUUUAAAAAUUCAUUUCCUAACCUGUAAACAAUUUGCGGGAGUUUUUUCAUUGUAUUUUUAAUCCUGUAAAGGCUAUAAAAAGCGAACAACUUGCCGUUUUCUCGUUCGCAAAACGUCGGAAAUUCAGUUUGAGCCGCCAUUUUGUUUUUCUCUGCUAGCUGGAUAUGAGCUAAUAUCCUGCUAGUAGAGAACCAAUCAGAUUGCAGAAUACCUCAUAUCCAGACCUUGCGUAUAUAAUAAUAUAUAUUAUCCCAAGGUGGAUAAGUAUCGGACCAUGGGAUCCCAUUUUAAGUUACCGGAAAAUAUUUGGAUGGGGGGGAAAGAAUGAAUGAAUGAAUGAAUGAAACAAGGAAAAUAGAUGGAUUGUAUUACAGUGCAGGUAUGAGGUCAACAGAGGCUUGGAAAGUGAGGGUGGUUAAGUUUAACAACUUAAAUAAUGUGUAUUAAACUUGACUCGAUAACCUAUGGCAUUUACGCUUCGUUCUCCUGUUCUUGCUAGUUACAGGCCGGAAUAUGGGCAGAAUUUUUUUUUGUUCUGCCACAGUGGUCACAGAAAGGAAUUAUUUUUCAAUUACUGUUAAUAUAACCCAUUGCCCUUCUGUAUAUUUAUUUUCUUCUGAGAGAUAAGAAUCUUGAGUCGUGAUAUGAUUUCUGAGACUCAAAGUUGUAAUCGAAAUGGUGAAAUUUUACAAUUAUCCAAAAUGCUCAAAAAGGUCAUAAAAUCUAAAAACAGAGUUGAAACCUAAGAACAACGUGUAUUUAUAUGAUGUGUUCAAUUUUCAGACAUGGUAGUACUCCAACACCUAUGUCCCCCACACCCUCGCCAGCCGGUAGUGUUGGCAGUAUAGGAAGCAAUGGGAGUAAUAGUAGUGGUGAGGGUAAUCACAGUCAAAAUGGACGUCAUGCAUCUACAGCAUCAGUGACGUCACCUGUCUCGGUCUCAAUCCCCCAGAAGAUACACACUGUGAUGGCGCAACAUGUGUCGAAUACAAGUAAACUAGUGAACAGUAUUGACUUGUGGGAUAGAGCUGAUAGUCUGACGUCAGAUUAUCAAGGUAAGAUACCUUUCCAUUGAACAAAAAUAUCAAUUUGAAAUGUUUGAAACUAUACCUGCUGAUAUUAGGAACAUAUGUGACUAUAAUUUAUUCUGUAACGUUAUUAGGGAUUAUAUUAGAAAACAAUACUUUUAAUCACAGAUUUUAAUCCGCAUUUUGUAUAAACAAUCUACAUAUAUAUAUAUAUAUAUAUAUAUAUAUGAUUUUGUACUUUUUAUACCUAAUUUGUACUGUAGAUAUUGUAGAUGAAGAGUCAUAUUUUCUAUGGAUAUGCUGCAAUAAAUUCAUUAUUAUUAUUAUUAUUAUUAUUAUUAUUAUUAUUAUGUUUGCAAUCUUCAACACAAAUCUCUUUUUAAUGCAUGGUUUAUCAAUGCACGACUGAAAAUUAAGAAAUAUUCUGUUUGUUUAAUAUCGAGGUAGCUGUCACUUUUUAAAACCUUUUAAUAAUCAACUGUUCUAUUUUUAUUAGAAUUUUUUACAACCGUGGAUUCCAUUUGCGGAGCCUUAACAUUUCACAGGUGAGAUCAUUUAAUAUUCUUAUUUACCGUGUCUGUAUGUUCAGUCAUUUUGAAGCCUAUAUUACUUGUAAACGCACAUUUAGUAUAGGUAAUCACACGGGAAGGAGUGCAAUUAAUGAUUAACACUACGAGUGAUAUUUGAAAAAUGUGCCAAAAUUGCACGAGCCGCCGAGGCGAGUGCAAUUUGGCACAUUUUUCAAAUAUCACGAGUAGUGUUAAUCAUUAAUUGCACGACUUGCCCGUGUGAUUAUUUAUUUAUUAUAUGCAUGACAAAAUCGCUUUCUUUAUAUUUCAACUGCAUUUUGUCAAGAGUUUUUAAUUCUUUUGUAAGCAAUUUGGUAUAAACAAACUUGGGAAAUGAUUAUAAACUCAUAAAGGCACAUAACUUAAACUAGAACACAAGAUUCAAACUCAAACAACAUAUUUUAGACUAAGAAAAUCUUUAUAAAUUGUAUUUCAAACUUACAUAGUCACGUUUCGCUGCAUCCCGCCAAGAUUACUUCUUAAGACUGUUUCCAGGUAUUUUCCACAGGCUCUUUUUGCCAUACAAUGUUUCUUAAACUCAUUUUUGUGCCAAAAUUCAGUUAAAUUCGUCCACAUUUGUUAGAAAUACUUAUCUAAAUUUCGCCGCCAUAUUGGAUUUUGUUGUUUUGAUUUCCCGCUCCCCCCAGCCAUUACGAAAAUCAUUAAUUGCACUCCUGGAGAGUGCAAUUAAUGAAAUAAUUGCACUCCUCUUAACCAAUCAGAUUGCAGUAAUUUUGUCAUGUAUAUAAUAAAUGUAUUAACCCAUUGAGUGGCAGCACUCUCCCCCUGACGAGUAAAAUCGUCCGGCGUUAGACAGAGUAAAGUAAUAAGGUAAGGCGCAUCUGGGCGCAUUGCCACUUAAAGGUUUAACAGGGUGCAUGGGCAGAUAGUGUGAUUAUCCCAUUGAGUGGCAGCACUCUCCCCCUGACGAGUAAAAUCGUCUGGCGUUAGACAGAGUAAACUAAUAAAGUAGGGCGCAUCUGGAUGCAUUGCCACUUAAAGGGUACUGCAUAAUGUCUUAUGGUGUGAAAUGCGACUUUUGAAAAUUUAGGUUUAUCUUUUAGAUAUUUUAUCUUCACAGUAGAUUUUCCAUUUAAAUAAUCUUUUUCUCCAUUUUUAGCUCAAUCCCACAUAUUGUAAGUUAUGUAAAGAAUAGCUUAUCGACUUUACACGAACACGGUAAAGGAACGUAA